Messenger RNA from Parnassius mnemosyne (clouded apollo), 414 nucleotides. The record is from the annotation of a GenBank genome assembly. NCBI's taxonomy places the organism in Eukaryota, Metazoa, Arthropoda, Insecta, Lepidoptera, Papilionidae.
AUGUCGCUCUAUAAAAUUACUAGGCUUUUAGUCAGUACUUGUCAGUUCAAGCAGUAUAAUAUAUUUAAAUUCACUUAUUAUAGCACAUCAGAUACUUGUGGUUCCAGUUUUAAUAGUGAUAACUCAGGGGAAGAACAAGGAUCGAAACAAAACGCACCCACAUUUUACGAUUGUCGAAAAUACGGACACAAUUUGCCAUCCAAUAAAGUGACCCCUGAAUUCGAUACGCUUCCUGACAUACCGACGGGUAUCUUCAGAUGUACUACUGGCGAGGUACUGGGUUCGGGUGUAGCUGAUGGUACAUGCUAUCAAAAUCCAGAAUAUUUCUCAUUUCAUCAUAUGACUUACUAUGAUAUGCAUAUGGCUUUAAGACCGUAUCGCAACCCAAGUCCUAAGACGGGGCGGAAAAAAUAA